Molecule: messenger RNA, 2214 nt
Organism: Podarcis muralis (Common wall lizard)
Lineage: Eukaryota; Metazoa; Chordata; Lepidosauria; Squamata; Lacertidae
Gene: PIAS1
Product: protein inhibitor of activated STAT 1
Biological process (GO): protein sumoylation; regulation of transcription by RNA polymerase II
Cellular component (GO): chromatin
Molecular function (GO): transcription coregulator activity; SUMO ligase activity; zinc ion binding
Source: RefSeq, a predicted model, not a curated record
GCGCGGGGCGGCGGUGGUGGGAGGCGGCCUCCCGGCGGGGUUCACUGCGCCUGCGCCCCGCGAUUCAAGAUGGCGGACAGUGCGGAACUAAAGCAAAUGGUGAUGAGCCUCCGAGUUUCUGAGCUGCAAGUACUUCUUGGAUACGCAGGGAGGAACAAGCACGGCCGCAAACACGAACUCCUUACGAAAGCCCUGCAUUUGCUCAAAUCUGGUUGCAGUCCUGCUGUCCAAAUGAAAAUCAAAGAACUGUACAGGCGGCGGUUCCCACAGAAAAUCAUGACCCCUGCAGACUUGUCCAUCCCCAGCGUCCACUCAAGCUCCAUAUCUGGUACUUUGUCACCAUCUACCAUUCCACAGCUCGCUUAUGACAGCCACCCUGCAACAUCACCUUUGCUCCCUGUUUCUCUCAUGGGACCUAAACAUGAACUGGAACUGCCUCACCUUACCUCAGCACUCCAUCCUGUCCAUCCAGACAUAAAGCUUCAGAAAUUACCCUUUUACGACUUGUUGGACGAACUGAUAAAGCCAACCAGCCUAGCAUCCGAUAAUAGCCAGCGGUUUCGGGAAACCUGCUUUGCAUUUGCCCUGACUCCACAGCAAGUGCAGCAGAUCAGCAGUUCCAUGGAUAUUUCUGGAACCAAAUGUGACUUCACUGUGCAGGUCCAGCUAAGGUUUUGCUUAUCUGAGACCAGCUGCCCACAGGAAGAUCACUUCCCACCAAAUCUUUGCGUGAAAGUUAAUGGAAAACCAUGUAGCCUUCCUGGCUAUCUUCCACCAACCAAAAAUGGGGUUGAACCAAAGCGACCUAGCAGACCAAUCAACAUCACCUCACUUGUGCGGCUGUCCACGACAGUACCAAACACAAUCGUCGUCUCAUGGACUGCAGAAAUAGGAAGAAAUUAUUCUAUGGCGGUCUACCUUGUCAAGCAACUGUCGUCUACAGUCCUGUUGCAGAGGUUACGAGCGAAAGGCAUCAGGAAUCCUGAUCAUUCUAGAGCACUAAUCAAAGAGAAACUAACUGCAGAUCCUGACAGUGAAAUAGCAACAACCAGCUUAAGAGUUUCUCUUCUAUGCCCACUUGGUAAAAUGCGGCUGGCGAUACCCUGCAGGUCCCUGACUUGUUCACAUCUGCAGUGCUUUGAUGCAACUUUGUAUAUUCAAAUGAAUGAGAAGAAACCCACCUGGGUUUGCCCUGUGUGCGACAACAAAGCUCCUUACGAACACCUAAUAAUUGAUGGGUUGUUUAUGGAAAUCUUGAAAUACUGCACAGAUUGUGAUGAAAUUCAGUUUAAGGAAGACGGAACCUGGGCUCCUAUGAGAUCAAAAAAAGAGGCACAAGAGGUGACGGCAUCUUUUAAUGGAGUGGAAGGUUGCUUAAGUUCUUCUGUGGAUCAUCAAGUGUCCUCUCAUCAGUCAAGCAAAAAUAAGAAAGUUGAGGUGAUUGACUUAACCAUUGACAGCUCAUCGGAUGAAGAAGAGGAGGAGCCAUCGGCCAAGAGGAGCUGCCCUUCCCUGUCUCCUGCAUCACCCAUUAACAAUAAGAGCAUUUCAAGUAUGCCGCAUCAAGUCUCUCCUGUUUCAAGAACCCCGAGCCUUCCGGCCGUUGACACAAGCUACAUCAACACGUCACUUAUACAAGACUACAGGCACCCGUUCCAUAUGACACCCAUGCCUUAUGACCUCCAAGGACUGGAUUUCUUCUCUUUCUUACCAGGAGACAAUCAGCAUUAUAGCACUUCUCUUCUGGCCGCUGCAGCCGCCGCCGUGUCUGCUUCAGAUGACCCAGAACUUUUGCACUCCCGGUUUUUCCCCUAUGCUUCGUCUCAGAUGUUCCUGGAUCAGUUGAACGCAGGAGGGAGUGCCACCCUUCCAGCCACUAACGGCAGCAACAGCGGCAGCAACAGCAGCCUGGUGUCCUCCAACAGCCUGCGAGAGACCCAUGGCCACCCCGUGGCCAACAGAAGUAACACAGACCCAGCCUCUCUCUUUGGCGUCAUGCCGGAUAUCAUUUCCUUGGACUGAAUCUUGUUGAGUUUUCACUGGACUAGCUAGAGGAGAGAUCUGGGGUUUUGUUUUAUCUUAUUUUGUUUAGAAAUGCAGACGAGCUUUUCCUUUUUGUAGGGAAAAAAUAUUAAGAUAUGUACAGAGAACAAAACUAUAUUUUCAGUUGUACUUUUGUAUAUAAACAAAAUAUGGUUUGACUGGUAAAAAAAA